AUGUUUGAGCAUGCGCACAUUUUAGAGGAAGAGGGUGGAGACACUGCUGAUUCCUUGGAUAUUAAACCACCACAAGCGAUUGUUCGACAUCAUAAAUCAAGCUCAUCUCAUCAAGGAGAGGAACAUAGUGAUAGAAGAAGUCACAGGGAUGAUAGAUGUAGUGACGCGACCUUAGAGGGACGGCUCUAUCUUGGAACAGGAAAAGCCGAAGAGCUUUAUCUCCUGAUUUUAACAAAACUGAAAAAGGCCAUAUCAGAGGGUAAUAUUAAUACUUUCAAACAAUUAAGCAAUUUAAUUGAUUAUACAAAAGAUGCAGAAGACCAAAUAGUUUUGAGAAAUUAUUAUGCUCAUGCUAAUAAUCCUAUUAAAAAUACUAAUAUAGUCAUCUUAGCUUGUAAACACAACAAACUAGAACUUCUAGAGUGUCUAUUUGACAGUGAUAAUAGAGUCUUAAAUAAUUUAUCUAUUAAUAUCACAAGAACUAAUAUAUUACCAGAUGACAGAGAUGAAGAAUGUCAUAAUGCGUUUUAUUAUGCUAUACGUUCAGAAAAACUUAAAAACGAAAAAGAUAUUAUGGAAGAUAUAAACAUUAACAACGAUUCUGUUCAUCGAAAGUUAACACGUGAGAAAGUUAUUGCACAGAUUAUUAGCAAUUCCCCUCAAUUUGAAGAGUUGUAUAAUGAUUAUCAACGAAUUAGGGAUAUUCAGUCUUUAAAGAAAAUAAAUGAUUAUAUAAAAUUGGCACUAUUAGCUGAUUCUAAAGAAAAGAAAGGCCAGUUAACUAUUACAAGGACUUUACAAGUUAUUGGUGAGCAUUUUAAAAACACCUUAGAGUCUCCUAAGUUAUCUACUACUACAAAUGAAAAUACUCCUUUAUUAAAUGGAAGAUGUUUACGUAAUCAUUUAGCACAUGAUAAUGCAUUAGUUGAUAUAUUAUUAUCUGAUCCUUCAACAACAGUUAUUUUAAACGCUAAAAAACUUAUUGAAAUUAAAGAAAAUAUAAUGGGAAGUAACAAAAAAAUUGGCAAAUUGGUGAGUGAUGAUUCUUCCAAAUUGAGAGAGAAAUACUAUCAAGGCUUAGUUACCAUUACUAAUCAGCAAAGACUAUUCGAUGCUUUGCAAGAAGGAAAUUGCGAAAGCUUAAAAGAUUGCCUCAGAAAAGGAGCAGAUAUCAAUGCUAGAAGUAGUAUUCACUUAUGGACCACAUUGCAUUUUGCUGCUAAGGGAUCUAGUCUUAAAGUUACAAAAUUCAUCCUUGGCCAAAGUCCACUGCACGUUGCUGCUGCACAUGGAAGGACAGAUAUUGUGGACUUCUUCGUAAAAGAAGCAGGUUUGUAUGUUGAUGAUAUAGAUAAUAGUGGCAAAACACCACUACAACUUGCAGCUCGAAAUGGUCACAAGGAUACUGUCAAGGUUCUAUUAGAAAAUAAAACUAAUACUGUUACCCAAGAUGUAAUCGGUUUUUCAUCUUUACAUUAUGCAAUAAGAAACAAUCAUAUUGACGUUGCUAAGAUUAUACUAGCAAAAGAUAAAAAUGUUGACAUUAAUGAGUUUCGUGGAGGAUUUACUCCAUUGCAUGUAACUGCAGAAAUGGGUCACUUGGAGUUAGUUAAUUUUUUACUUGAACAUGAGGCAAAUUUUAACGCUAGAUGUGAUAGAAAGUGGACACCAUUACAUGUGGCAGCGCUCAACGGCCAUCUGGAAAUAAUGGAGGCUUUAAUUCUGAAGGGAGCUGAUGUUAACGCUAGAGUUAUCAAUGAUGUAACGCCAUUACAUUUUGCAGUAGAAAGCGGUCAUGAGAAGAUAGCUAGAACUCUAUUGGAACAUGGAGCUGAUGUUAAUGCUAUUGACGAAAUCUAUAAGAAUGCAGCUUUACACUAUGCGGCAAGAGAUGGGCACGAGGGAAUCGUUAAGACUUUACUGGAAUAUAAAGCUGACCCUAAUAUUAAAACUUUUGAAGGUGCAACUCCACUACAUUUAGCAGUACAGAAGGGAAUCGUUAAGACUUUACUGGAAUAUAAAGCUGACCCUAAUAUUAACACUUUUGAAGGUGCAACUCCACUACAUUUAGCAGUACAAAAGGGCCGUUUGGGAAUAGUGACUAUUCUCCUCGAACAGAGUGUUAACAUUCACGCUAAAGAUAAAAAUAAUAAUACACCAUUACACUGUGCAGUUAAUAGUGGUCACGAGACAGUUGUUGAACUUUUAUUGGAAAAGGGAGCAGAAGUAAAUGCUAAAACGAAUAGUAAUGUAACACCACUACAUAUAGCGACUAGAAAAGGGUAUCAAAAUAUUACUGAUCUUCUGAUAAAGCCCGAAUAUAAAGCCCGAAUUAAUGCUCAAGACAAAUAUGGUAAUACACCCCUACAUACAGCUGCGUUGAAUGGUAGCAUAGAUGUUAUUACACUUCUAAUAAAAAAGAAAGCUAAAGUAAAUGCUAGAAGGAAUGACGGCAUUACACCAUUGCAUGUAGCUACUCUAAAUAAUCAUAUAGAUGCUAUUACUUUUUUAAUAGACAAUGGUGCCGAAGUCAGUGCUAUUGCAAAAGAUGGUACUACACCAUUACAUUUAGCUGUCCAAGAAGGCAACAUAAAUGUUGUUGAACUCCUAUUCAUAAAUAAAGCCAAAGUCAAUAUACACAGUACUGCAGGCAGAACACCAUUACAUAUUGCUGUGGAAGUAGGUCAUAAAGAAAUCGUUAAGAGUUUGAUAGAACACGGGGCUGAUACUAACAUCGGGGCUAAUAUUAACAACCACCAUGGGACACCAUUAAAUUCUGCAGUUGUACAAAAUAAGAAGGAAAUCGUAGAACUUCUUCUAGCAAAUCAAGCUGACACAAAAGAUAGUAAAAAGAUAGUAAAAGAUAGUAAACCUUUAUUGCAAGCAGCGCUUUUUGGCCAUAAAGAUAUUGUAGAAAUUUUGUUAAAAUAUGAAGCUACCAUUGACAUAAAAGAUUCUGAAGGCUGUACUCCAUUACAUCUAGCUGCCAUAAGAGGUCAUAAGGAAGUUGUUGAGAUUUUAAUAGCACGUGGAGCUGAUGUCAGCAUUCAAUCUAACAAAGAAACAACACCAUUACAUGCAGCAGCCAUAAAUGGGCACAGUGAUGUUGUAAAAGUCUUAUUAAAUAGUAAAGUAGAUAUUCAUAUUAAAGAUAAUCAGAGUAGAACAUCGUUAGAAUUGGCAGUGGCACAUGGUCAUUUAGAAGUGGUUAAAACAUUACUUCAGUACCAGAAAGGAGAUAUAAAUACUAACAAUAAGAGUAUCGACAAUUGGACAAUAUUGCACAUUGCUUCACAAGAAAGUAAUCUGGAAAUGGUGAAGUACUUAGUAGAUAAUGGAUCUGACAUAAAUGCUAAAAAUGCCUCUGGCUCAAAGCCCAUGCACAUUGCAGCUAGAGAAGGUCAUAAAGAUACUGUAGAGUUUUUCCUAGGUAAGGGAUUAAAUAUUAACGAUCCUGGUGCAGUUAAUCAGACAUUAUUGCACUAUGCUGCAAUGAAGGGUCAUUUAGCAGUUGUGGAGUACUUAAUAGCGCAAGGUGCUGAUGUUAAUGCUCAAGAUACCAAUGGCAUAAGUCCUAUGCAUAUUGCUGCUAGUUUUGGCUAUAAAAAUGUAAUUGAAGUUUUACUAAAAAAUGGAGCAGUUUAUAAUCUUGUUGACAAGUCUCAUAAAGAACCAUUAGUAAUGUCUCGUGACGAAAACGUUAUCAAUUUAUUAGCAUCAAUUAAAAACUUAUUUGAGGCUAUAAAACAAAUGAGUGACUCAUUUAAAAACAUUGAAAAUGGCAAAUCUGAAGUUAUUAAUGAUCUUAAUAGAAUAAAAGAUGUUGAUACAAUAAAAGCAAUCAUGGGUGCCCGUAAUGAAGGAAACAAAACGCUAGUAGUAGUUGCAGUACAUAGUAACUUUUCACAGGUCGAACAAUUGAAAGAGAUAUCACAGGGUGACGUAUCCUUUCAGAUUGCUAAGGCCGUAGCGCUUUCGAAUCAGAGGAAGUAUCAAGAAGCCUUAAAUAUUUUUAACAGUGCAUUUGAAAAGAGGAAAGAAAUAUUAGGACCAGAUAAUCCAGGCACUUUAGAUAUUCAAGCAUAUAUAGCUAAUAUAUUAUAUGUACAAGAAUGUUUCCAAGAAGCUUUGAAUACACUUGAGGAAAUUUUUCUGAAACGAAAAGAAGUGCUGGGUUUAAAUGACAAGGACACUUUAAAUACAAGAAGUACAAUUGCUCUAAUGCUGCAUGGACUAGGAAAAAAUGAGGAAGCGUACAAUAUCUAUCAAGAAGUCUAUCAGAAGCAAACCGAGAUAUUAGGAUCAAAUCACUCAGAUACUUUAGAGACGCAGUUUCAUAUGGCACUAGUAUUGGAUGCACUAGGAAAAUACGAAAAAGCCUUAAAUAUGAGUAGGAUAGUUUUUGAAAAAAGAAAAAAUAUGUCAGGUGCGGAAAACGUAAAUGCUGUGUGUGCUCAAAAUAAUAUAGCGAUGGUAUUGUCUAAUCAGGGUAAAUACGCAAAGGCAUUGGAAAUUUAUAAAGAAGUUUUCGAAAAGAAGAAGGUGAUUUUUGGUAUUAAUCAUCCUGACACCGUGAAAACAUUAUAUAACAUUGCCGAAGUAUUAUUCAGUCAAAAAAAAUAUCAUGAAGCCUUGAAAGCUCACCAAGAGGUUUUAAAUAUUCAAAAAAACGUUUUGGGACCAAAUCAUUUCGAUACCUUAAAUACUCAAUAUGGGAUGGCAAAUGUAUUUUUCGCUCAAGCCAAAUGGAUUAGUGCACUGAAAGCCUACAAAACAUGUUUUGAUCAAAUGAAAGCUGUUUUUGGACCAAAUCAUCCUAAUGUUUUGGAUAUUUUGCACAAGAUAGGAACGAUUAAUUUGACAUUUUACCUUGAGGGCAGAAAAUCAGAUAUUCUCCAAGAUCUACAAAAAGACAUUAAUAUUGUUGCUAGUAAUGAUGAUAUACAAAAUGUCCAACGUCUAUUAAAAGAUGGACCUAAUCCUAAUGAAAAAGACAUUGAUGGAAGAAUAUCGCCACUGUACGCUCUGCAACAUUGCACUGCAAUGUGCAAUAUUGCAAUAUUGCAGCAAUGUUGCUGCAAACUUUUGUGCUGUAUGGAUAGUAAUGCUAAAUCCGCUGCUAGCGGCAGUACGUCACUUCACGUUGCAGCCAGUAAUGGUUACUUAGAGAUUGUCAAAUCUUUAAUGAAGCAUGGUGCAAUCUAUAACAUUAAGAAUAAGGAAGGUAAGAUACCUCUUGAUCUUUCCAAAAACCAGAGUGUUAUUGAUUUACUGCAACUGGUUGAAGAAUUAUUUGAAGACGCAAAAAAAGGUAAUAUUGAAAUUAUUAGCAAGUUAAAAGCAGUAAACGCAGAUGAGUUUGUAGCUGCAAUGUAUGCUCGUAAUGAUCAACGAAAUACGCUGUUACAAGUUACUAUAUCUAAUAAACAUAUGAAUAUUACGGGUGAAAUAUUAAAAAUGCUAAAAAUGUCAAAUCAAAAUUUAUAA
Ooceraea biroi (clonal raider ant) is the source of this 5487-nucleotide messenger RNA. Its product is annotated as serine/threonine-protein phosphatase 6 regulatory ankyrin repeat subunit B. The record is from RefSeq and is a predicted model, not a curated record. Gene Ontology annotation, molecular function: protein binding. Lineage: Eukaryota; Metazoa; Arthropoda; Insecta; Hymenoptera; Formicidae.